CAUCAUCUAUCAAACCCCAUCUUCUUCUCAGCUGAAGCAUCUCUCAGGGGAGGAAAAACCCCCAUCUCUGAACUCUACAACCAAAGCGAAGGUGCAUGGAUGUGGAACCCUAGAAAUUAUCACAAAAAGGAUGACUGGGAAGACGAUGACGAAUCAUGGGAGGUCAAGGCUUUCGAACAAGACAUGAAGGGGAACAUGGCCGGAACCACUUGGCCUCCCAGGUCUUACACUUGUAAUUUCUGCCGGAGAGAGUUCCGGUCGGCUCAGGCCUUAGGCGGUCACAUGAACGUCCACCGCCGCGACCGAGCCGCUAGGGCUCCCACUCCCCCCGCCGCUCGCGCUUGCAAUUCUUGCGCUCCGCCGUUUCCUACUCUUGUAAUCCAACCCACAGCUGAGAGUUUGUGCCAUUUCUACCAACUCCCAAACCCUAGUGGCAUUUUUGGUAAUUCCGGUGAUGUGAGCCUCUCCGGAGCCAUUGGUGCAACGUCAUCUCCUGACUCUAACGCUCUAUUUCCGUCGUGUAACUUGGGAUUUUCGCAGUUGGGUUUUCCAGAGGACAUGCCACGGCUUCUGGAAUCUUCUGACGGAGAUAAGAACCUUCGGUCCAUUGAUCAUAUUGGUGAAACAUGCUUUGAUUUGAAUGGUCUAAGCAAGAACAACUUCAAAGAGACAUGCACGGCGGUGGAGGAGCCUGAUCUUGAACUUCGUCUAGGGCAAAAAGAUUCCGCAGCUCCACCGUAGCAAACAACCGAGGACUCGACGUCGUGUUUACACAAAGGUUCUUCACAUGUCUUGUUCUGAAUACAUUUCUGUUUGAAUUUUGCUUUGUGAUUGGUUGUUUUUCAAUGCGAAGAUGGUUUUCACAA
Molecule: messenger RNA, 866 nt
Organism: Tarenaya hassleriana
Lineage: Eukaryota; Viridiplantae; Streptophyta; Magnoliopsida; Brassicales; Cleomaceae
Product: zinc finger protein 7-like
Exons: 1
Coding region: 100-741 (213 amino acids)
Source: RefSeq, a predicted model, not a curated record